AAAAGAAUAAAAAGAGAAGAACAGCUUCCGUUGGCGCGUUUCGUGGGUUUUUUUUGUUAGCUUCGUCUUCGACAAUGGAAUUUUUGCAGUACGCCGGGAUCCGAGUUUCUCGAUCACAGCAACUGUUUCGAUUAAUCGCAUCUUGCUCCCGUCGCUGAUAUUCCCUUUUUCCCGGCUUUGUCUAAUAACGCAUGGAGGAUUAGAGGUUGGUGAGGGAGGGGGUACAUUCUUUGGCGAGAAGUUAUAUUGGGAUUUUAUCGGAGAGAACAAUGUCCUCGAGAAGUGAGCAUCACACGGUGCCGCUUUCGGUGCUGCUCAAGCGUGAAUUGGCGAACGAGAGGAUUGAGAGGCCGGAAAUUAUCCAUGGUCAGGCCAGCCAGAGCAAGAAAGGGGAGGAUUUUACCUUACUGAAAACGGAAUGCCAAAGGAUGGUUGGAGAUGGGGUCUCUACUUACUCCGUUUUUGGGCUAUUUGAUGGACAUAAUGGAUCUGCUGCUGCUAUAUACUCUAAGGAGAAUCUCCUCAAUAAUGUACUAGGUGCUAUUCCUUUGGAUCUUAACAGAGAUGAAUGGGUUUCAGCACUUCCAAGGGCUUUGGUUGCAGGCUUUGUUAAAACAGAUAAAGACUUUCAAGACAGAGCACAAACAUCGGGAACAACAGUCACCUUUGUGAUAAUAGAAGGAUGGGUCAUAACUGUUGCAUCUGUUGGUGAUUCCCGUUGCAUACUUGAACCUGCUGAAGGUGGUAUUUAUUAUUUGUCGGCAGAUCACAGACUUGAAUGCAAUGAAGAAGAGAGGGAGCGUAUCACUGCAAGUGGGGGAGAGGUGGGUCGGCUUAAUACUGGUGGUGGUGCAGAGAUUGGUCCUUUGAGGUGUUGGCCUGGUGGUUUGUGUCUUUCUCGAUCAAUUGGUGAUAUGGAUGUUGGCGAGUUUAUUGUUCCUGUUCCUUAUGUAAAGCAAAUGAAGCUAUCUACGGCGGGUGGUAGGCUUAUCGUCUCAAGUGAUGGUGUUUGGGAUGCUUUGUCUGCAGAGACAGCUUUUGAAUGUUGUCAUGGGAUGCCGCCAGAUGCUGCUGCUGCGCAAAUUGUUAAAGAAUCAUUACAAGCAAAAGGACUACGUGAUGAUACAACCUGCAUUGUAAUUGACAUAUUGCCACAGGAGAAGCCUCUUGCUCCUUUGCCACCAUCAAAGAAACUGGGAAAAGGUGUGUUCAAGUCUAUGUUUCGUAGGAAGUCCUCGGAAUCAUCUUCUUAUGUUGAAAAAGAAUACAUUGAGCCAGAUAUGGUGGAGGAAAUAUUUGAGGAAGGAUCUGCUAUGCUUUCAGAGAGGUUAAAUACAAAGUACCCGCUCUGCAACAUGUUUAGGUUGUUUACAUGUGCAGUCUGUCAAGUUGAGAUGAAGCAUGGAGAGGGUAUUUCAAUUCAUUCUGCCUCAUCAAGCCCACAAAGGUUUCGUCCAUGGGAUGGCCCUUUUCUUUGCUUAAGUUGCCAAGAGAAGAAAGAAGCCAUGGAAGGGAAAAGACAAUCAGGAGAUGGACAUAGUAGUGGAAGUGACUAGUCAACUCUCCUCAGCCAUAUUUAUAUUUUGAGAUCACUAACAAUUGUUUCAAAUUUGAUCCUAACGGAAAGUUGAAGCUUCCUGAAAAUAUUAUUUCCCUUCAAUUGCUCAUGGAGGGUGUUCGACUCUUGGGUCCAUUCGGCAUUCACUUCAGAAUCUUUUUGGACCACUUUUUUAAUGUUUCAUUCCUUACAAGUCAGCAGAUCACAGUUAGAGGUGUUUGCUUUUCUGAAAACCUGUUUUCUGACUUCCACAACAACUUUUCUAGUGCCUGCCUCCGUUAAAAGAGUUAUGGAAGCUUUGAUAAAUUCACCAGUGCAUAACCGAUGCAUUGGAGGUAAUUUGUUUCUAUCCGAAUCCAUUCCCCUGUAUGCCAGUUCUGCCAUUUCAUAGAGUAACAAUUAAAGAAAAAGCCUUCGCUGUAAUAUUGUUAUAUAGGAAGUUUGAUGAGACCUCUUAUAGACUCAUUGCAAAUUUGGGAAAGUUGUUUCACCAGCUUGCUGAAGGAAUGGGUUCAUGUAGCAUAACAUUUCAUCCUUCCUUUGACAAGAAGGAAGGUGAACUUGUGGAAUAGAAAAUUAUCAUUGAUUUUUUUGGAA
Juglans microcarpa x Juglans regia is the source of this 2155-nucleotide messenger RNA. RefSeq names its product probable protein phosphatase 2C 12. Gene Ontology annotation, molecular function: protein serine/threonine phosphatase activity. The record is from RefSeq and is a predicted model, not a curated record. The transcript is spliced from 10 exons. Gene Ontology annotation, biological process: protein dephosphorylation. Lineage: Eukaryota; Viridiplantae; Streptophyta; Magnoliopsida; Fagales; Juglandaceae. The coding region runs from base 270 to 1556 and encodes 428 amino acids.